AUGGACCACAAGAUUGAAGGAGACAAAUGUCUGUCAGCAGGGAAUUAUGCUGAAUACUAUCAGAAUUAUAAAAAAUAUCAUAAUGUCACACAAACGCAGACUUCUAAAGAAGAACUAAAUAAAGCCAAAAAGAAAUAUGAUCUUUAUAAAGAACUUUGUGAAUUUCUUAAAAAAGAAGAAAAUAAAUAUUACGAUAUUCUAAAUCUUAAACAAGAUGCAACACAAAAAGAAAUAAGAGAUUCAUACACAAAAUUAAUAAGCAAAUAUCAUCCUGAUAGAACGAAAAUGAAAGAGUCAAAUUCUGUUUCUAGAAUCCUUCAUAAGGCGUAUGUAAUUCUUAGUAACACCAAAAAAAGACAAGAAUAUGAUAAUUCAUUAAAAUCAACAUUUAGCACACAGUUUAAUUUACGAGAAUGGAAUAUUAACCAAAAUAAUAUUUUUACAAAUAGUAGCUUUAUGCAUGAUCCUAAUAAUUUUUUUUGGCAUCACAACAAUGACGAGUUUACGAUACUAAACAAUAUAUUAUACAGAAGUUUUUAUAGAUAUACGCCUAAUAGAAGAUUAGUAAUACACAACCUUGAAGAUAAUUUUUUUCUUAAAUUAAUAAUUUUAAUCUUAUUGAGUUAUUUUAUUUUACUUGUUUAA
This is a messenger RNA of Vairimorpha ceranae, 645 nucleotides long. RefSeq lists its product as hypothetical. Bases 1 to 645 code for a protein of 214 amino acids. Gene Ontology annotation, molecular function: misfolded protein binding; protein-folding chaperone binding. The transcript has a single exon. The record is from RefSeq and is a predicted model, not a curated record. Lineage: Eukaryota; Fungi; Microsporidia; Nosematidae. Gene Ontology annotation, cellular component: endoplasmic reticulum.